Molecule: messenger RNA, 1488 nt
Organism: Monopterus albus (swamp eel)
Lineage: Eukaryota; Metazoa; Chordata; Actinopteri; Synbranchiformes; Synbranchidae
Gene: polr2h
Product: RNA polymerase II, I and III subunit H
Exons: 6
Coding region: 220-672 (150 amino acids)
Biological process (GO): DNA-templated transcription
Cellular component (GO): RNA polymerase III complex; RNA polymerase II, core complex; RNA polymerase I complex
Source: RefSeq, a predicted model, not a curated record
CGAUUUUCAACCGGAAGCACUUUGCGUAGAAAGGGAUUUGUUCCUGCGCGGUACUGUCUGUUUCACAUAAUGAUGAAUGAAGUAUUACUCAAAUAAGAUAUCUGGAUUUAGCGCACACUUUAAACACCCAUUACCAUAAAAAGCGACUGAGUGCGAGCGACGUUAGUGCAUACACAGAAUAAUUUAAGAACUUAUAUAAGUUUAUAGACCAGAACAGAGAUGGCUGGAAUUCUGUUUGAGGAUAUCUUUGAUGUAAAAGACAUCGAUCCAGAUGGCAAAAAGUUUGACAGAGUGUCUCGACUACACUGUGAAAGUGAAUCUUUCAAGAUGGACCUAAUCUUGGAUGUGAACAUUCAGAUCUAUCCUGUUGAUCUUGGUGACAAGUUCCGACUGGUUAUUGCCAGUACGUUAUAUGAAGAUGGAACACCAGAUGAUGGCGAGUAUAAUCCUCAGGAUGACCGGCCUUCUAGAGCAGACCAGUUUGAUUAUGUGAUGUAUGGGAAGGUUUACAAGAUUGAGGGCGAUGAGACUUCUACAGAAGCAGCUACACGCCUCUCUGCCUACGUGUCUUAUGGGGGACUCCUCAUGAGGCUCCAGGGGGAUGCCAACAACCUCCAUGGCUUUGAAGUGGACGCCAGGGUUUACCUCCUCAUGAAGAAACUGGCCUUCUAAACCCCAGUUUUGCUUGCACACUUACCUUGGUUCUUCCAAUGCCACAGUCAACCCCAAAGUCAUACUGAUGUGCAUAAUGAAAACAUUCAUAUUCUCAAGUCUGGAGCACCUGACCUUCUCCAAGAGAAGCUUACUGACAGAACAUAUGGUGGCUGUAGAAAACAUUUUGUUUUUAUUCUCAGUUACAAAAUGUUUUUUCCGAGGAGAUGGACUACAGACAAAAGACUGUGACACUUAGGAACUGCUGCAACCUCAAACUGUAAAUAAAGCUUUGUUUUAUACAAAACAGUUCUUAGUCCCCCACCCUGGGUCACACCAUAAUUAAUUUUUGUCUUGGCAUAUUUAUUCUUUUUAUAACCAUACACAACUGCUUAGGUGCUCUUUCAGACAUGUUGAAAUACAUUUUAUUUUACUUGUCAAAAAGAAUCUGAAGUAACAUGGUUUUUCAACAUGUAGUCUGCAGGCAAGCUGUCUUGCAAAAGUUAAGAGGACAUAAAGCUUUAUAAAGAGGCUGGCGCUAACUGGGCAAUGUAGCUCACAGGGCAGUGAUGUUUUGAUGAAGAUGAAUACAAUGUAUUAUGCACUGAAUUUAGUAUAUUCAUACUGACCAUGAAUUGAUGCAUUAUUUUUUCAUUUAUCCCUAAAACCAGUAAGUGAAAUAGAUAUGUGAAGGCCACAAAUACAUGGGCCACAGUUCUCUUUUGCAGUGCUACACACAGAAUUCACAUGACUGCUCUCCAUCACUGAACAUACACCAACUCACACAGACACACAAACAGCAUUGCAAUCAGUAUUCAACAUAUGUAUACAGGUCUC